This is a messenger RNA of Balaenoptera acutorostrata (minke whale), 2815 nucleotides long. It is a transcript of the gene TRMT9B, whose product is annotated as tRNA methyltransferase 9B (putative). Gene Ontology annotation, biological process: tRNA wobble uridine modification. The record is from RefSeq and is a predicted model, not a curated record. NCBI's taxonomy places the organism in Eukaryota, Metazoa, Chordata, Mammalia, Artiodactyla, Balaenopteridae. Gene Ontology annotation, molecular function: tRNA binding; S-adenosylmethionine-dependent methyltransferase activity. Gene Ontology annotation, cellular component: cytoplasm; nucleus. Bases 821 to 2182 code for a protein of 453 amino acids. The transcript is spliced from 7 exons.
CUAAAGUAGGUCACCGGGUGGAAGUUACAGCCGGUACAGACCCCGGCUUUGAUGCGAAGGCAGAUUUUCCUCCCCGGCCUCGGGCGGGGGGAUUCACUGCAACUAUUCGGUUCCGUAGAGCUGCCCGCCCCCAUACCUUGCAGCCAGCGCCGGCGACCGUGGCGUUGACGAUGGUCCGCAGAGCGGAGCGGCGGGAAGCCUCUUUUCCACCCUAGUUCGGCCGGCCCUGCGCCUGCCCCUUCCCCGCGGACCGGGAGGAGGGGGCGCGACAGGUCGCCUCCCGCGCUCUCCGGCGCCCGCGUCCUGGGUCUGACCGCCUGGGCCCUGUAUUCCCUUCAAAGGCUCAUACAGAAUGGUUCGUUGUGUGAAGGGCCUCGCUAUUUGAUUCCACUCCUACUACUUUGCAUUUACAUUACACAUUGAGAAAAUUAUGAACAACAACUAUCACUUCUGAGGGUGGAAACUGCCAUGAAUCACAAAGACAAGAAGUAAUUUUCUGUAAUCACAAGAUGACUCAGUUUCCCAGGGGAGAGAGAAUGAUUGUCCUAGAUUAGGUCAUGUGUCCACCCCUGUCCUACGUGACUGGCAGGCUCCAGCAUCACUCGAAGUCCAAAGAGAGGUGCAGUUCCUCAACGGAAGAGUGGGUCUGCUGUGUGCUAACUACUGAGGAUUCAGCGUUAAGUAAGAUAAGUCCUCGUUGCCUAGGAUCUUCCAGCCAGUGCUAGAGAAGAAUAUCUAACAGACUGUUACAGCCCUCGGUAAUCUGUAGAGGACGCAUGGGAUGCAACAGGAGUACAGGGGGCAGGACUGAGCUAGCUGGAUGGAUCAUGCAGCUGCCCAGCUGGAGAAGCAGCACGUGCACGAUGUGUAUGAGAGCACCGCUCCUUACUUCAGCGACUUGCAGAGCAAAGCCUGGCCUCGUGUCCGCCAGUUCCUCCAGGACCAGAAGCCUGGCAGCCUCAUCGCUGACAUAGGUUGUGGAACUGGAAAGUAUCUUAAAGUGAACAGCCAGGUACAUACCCUGGGCUGUGACUACUGUGCGCCAUUGGUAGAGAUUGCCCGGCGUAGAGGAUGUGAAGUCAUGGUAUGUGACAACCUUAAUCUCCCCUUUAGGGAUCAGGGCUUCGACGCCAUCAUCUCCAUAGGAGUCAUACAUCAUUUUUCUACAAAACAAAGAAGAAUCAGAGCAAUAAAAGAAAUGGCCAGGGUCUUAGUUCCUGGAGGCCAGCUGAUGAUUUAUGUUUGGGCCAUGGAACAAAAGAACCGGCACUUUGAGAAGCAAGACGUGCUUGUUCCAUGGAACAAAGCCUUGUGCUCCCAGCCCCUCUCGGAAUCCAGCCAGCCUGGGAGAAAGAAGCAGUGUGGGCAUCCAGAAAGAAGCCAUCCCUACCACCCUCCCUGCUCUGCGUGCCGCUGUCCCGUUUGUUUCAAGGGGCGCUGGGAUUCGAGGCGGUCCCAUAGCGUGGAUUGUGACUCUGCUCUGGCUGGCACCUGCUGUGCAAAUAUUUCCAAGGAAGGCGAGGAAGAAAAUGGAUUCUAUAACACGCUGGGGAAGUCUUUUCGUUCCUGGUUUUCCUCUAGAUCUUUGGAUGAAUCAACUCUGAGGAAGCAAAUUGAAAAAAUGAGACCCUUGAAAAACACAGAAAGUUGGGCCAAUAGCACGAUAUCCACCCAGCCUUCAAGACACUCAAGUUUCGACUUAGAUCAUCCAGAGCCAUUUUCAACAGGAGAGCAAAAUUUAGAUGAGGAAGUGUUUGUGGAGACUUCUCAAAAACACCUGGAAUGGCUGAGAGCGCCCGCCACACACAAACACCUAAAUGGAGACCAUCCAAGAGGCGUGAGGAGAAAUGGAGAUGGGAAUUUUCUGGGUAGCACCAAUACCAAGGAGAAUUGUAUGGAUGCAGGUAACUUAGAAGAGGGUACCCCUUCUGCUAGUAAAAUAUGGAGGAGGAUUUCUGCAGCUGAUUCCAAAGAUUCUAACCCAGGUGACACCAUUUCUGUCGAAGAACAACAGUCCGACAUUUUGGAUUCUGGUGCCUUUAUGCGCUAUUACCACGUGUUUCGAGAAGGCGAGCUCUAUGGCCUGCUGAAGGAGAGUGUGUCGGAGCUCCAUAUUCUGAGCUCUGGGAAUGAUCAUGGCAACUGGUGUAUCAUUGCAGAGAAGAAGGAAAGUUGUGAUUGACCGGAUCAUUUCAGACAUCUCCUCCAAAAGAUGAACCCCAUUCUUCUCACUGGCUUUGUGAUAUGGUUCCCUGAAGGGGCAUCCAAUUUCGUCAUUUGGUCUGUAUUUAAUCCAUUUAUAUUUUGGUCUAUAGAGACUAUGAAUUCAUCAUCUUUUUAGUCUAUAGACAAGCACAGUGCUUGGCAUCUGAAGCAUCUGACAAAGAGUAUUUGUGGUUAAAUGUUAAUAUAAGAGAUCUGAAGAAGCAAUAUAACAUGAACUUCAAUACACCUGAAUUACUAUAACAAUACAUGUAUACUGUUUUUCAGUAUUAUAUAGUGAUUUCAAAAGAUUCUGCUUUUAAGUAUACCUUUUAAAAACAUCAUUUGUAUAUAGGAAGGGGGUAAUUCCUACUUCUCUGGUUAUAAUUUAGAUCUGUGUGCAAGAUAAUAGGUAAACUCGUACCACUGCACAAAUGUAAAUUGAACCAUGUGAUAAAUUAUUUCAUUGCCAAGGCCUUGCUUCUAUUUAAAGUCUUCAGAAAGGUGAGAGACGGUGGAGAGAGACAAGAAGAGUUCUGAGAACUUUUCUAGAUGAUAAGCGAACUUGCUUCAAGAUAAGUAAAUAAUAAGGUUUUUGAUGUUGCUCAGAAGG